This is a messenger RNA of Scylla paramamosain (green mud crab), 1527 nucleotides long. RefSeq names its product serine/threonine-protein phosphatase 6 regulatory ankyrin repeat subunit C-like. The record is from RefSeq and is a predicted model, not a curated record. Gene Ontology annotation, molecular function: protein binding; transcription cis-regulatory region binding. Gene Ontology annotation, cellular component: nucleus. The transcript has 7 exons. Bases 1 to 1527 code for a protein of 508 amino acids. Gene Ontology annotation, biological process: positive regulation of transcription by RNA polymerase II. Lineage: Eukaryota; Metazoa; Arthropoda; Malacostraca; Decapoda; Portunidae.
AUGAAGAGGAGCAAGGUCAUCGUACACUUGGCAGCAGUGAGUGGCCGCCAGCAGGAGCUGGUGCUCAAGGUCACGGGAGUGCAAGUUACAUUAUUGUUUGUAAGCCGUGAGGCACAUGAAGCACACAUCACUAUCACCACCCUUGGCUUGACACACUCCCACAACACCAACAACAAGCAUCCUGGCGUUACCUCAGAGCAACACACGCCCCACAUCAAACCAUGGAAUCCAAUCAACAUUACCACAAGGAGAAAUCUCUUGAGGCAAUUCAACACCACCCAACAGCGGGGUGCCCGGCCCGAGGUCACCGUCCCCACUAAUGCUGGGGUGUCAUGGAGUCUGCUCACUGUGGCUGCCAGCGAGGGCCACGAGCACCUGCUGUCUCUCUUACUGCAGGCAGGGUUAAGCAUAGAAGGUGGAGGCACCACUGACAGGACACCGCUGAUGAUGGCUGCCCAGAAUGGCCACGCCCAUACACAGUGUGUGGCGGCCCUCUUGCCCGUCACCUCUCCCACUCCCGCACACCCCGAGGCACACACCCCGGUGCACCUCGCCAGUUAUUAUGGCCACGUGGAGGUACUGGAGCAGCUGGCAGGAGCUGGCUGGCCCCUCACUGCCAGGGACAGUGAUGGCAACACACCCAUGCACUCUGCUGCGGCCGGGGGUAGAGUGACAUGUGUGCAGUGGCUGGUGCAGCGAGGCGGUGACACAAGCAUGCAAAAUAAUGCUGGACACACCCCGCUUGACGAACAGUGUGUGGCGGCCCUCUUGCCCGUCACCUCUCCCACUCCCGCACACCCCGAGGCACACACCCCGGUGCACCUCGCCAGUUAUUAUGGCCACGUGGAGGUACUGGAGCAGCUGGCAGGUGCUGGCUGGCCCCUCACCGCCAGGGACAGUGAUGGCAACACACCCAUGCACUCUGCUGCGGCCGGGGGUAGAGUGACAUGUGUGCAGUGGCUGGUGCAGCGAGGCGGUGACACAAGCAUGCAAAAUAAUGCUGGACACACCCCGCUUGACGAGCAGUGUGUGGCGGCCCUCUUGCCCGUCACCUCUCCCACUCCCGCACACCCCGAGGCACACACCCCGGUGCACCUCGCCAGUUAUUAUGGCCACGUGGAGGUACUGGAGCAGCUGGCAGGUGCUGGCUGGCCCCUCACCGCCAGGGACAGUGAUGGCAACACACCCAUGCACUCUGCUGCGGCCGGGGGUAGAGUGACAUGUGUGCAGUGGCUGGUGCAGCGAGGCGGUGACACAAGCAUGCAAAAUAAUGCUGGACACACCCCGCUUGACGAGCAGUGUGUGGCGGCCCUCUUGCCCGUCACCUCUCCCACUCCCGCACACCCCGAGGCACACACCCCGGUGCACCUCGCCAGUUAUUAUGGCCACGUGGAGGUACUGGAGCAGCUGGCAGGUGCUGGCUGGCCCCUCACCACCAGGGACAGUGAUGGCAACACACCCAUGCACUCUGCUGCGGCCGGGGGUAGAGUGACAUGUGUGCAGUGGCUGGGUGCAGCGAGGCGGUGA